Bubalus bubalis (water buffalo) is the source of this 584-nucleotide messenger RNA. RefSeq names its product galectin-16-like. NCBI's taxonomy places the organism in Eukaryota, Metazoa, Chordata, Mammalia, Artiodactyla, Bovidae. Gene Ontology annotation, molecular function: carbohydrate binding. The record is from RefSeq and is a predicted model, not a curated record.
GGAAGAAAGGCCCAGAUGGAGACUAUGAACUGCUUGCCGAACCCCUAUCAGCAGUCUGUUUCCCUGGCUGUAGGUUUCAUGGUGAAGAUCAAGGGAACUCUUGAGUCUUCUUGUGGGAAGAACCCAGAGCUUAUGGUGGAUUUCUGCACGGGUAUAAUGGAAUGCAGCAACAUUGCAUUCCAUUUCCGAGUCUACACAAACAGCAUGGUGGUGAUGAACAGUUUCCAGGAAGGGGUAUGGCAGGAGGAAAAGAGAAUGUUUUCUGACCCUUUUGUGCCAGGCCAGCCAUUUGAGCUGCGAUUCUUGGUGCUGGAGAAUGAAUACAAGGUGUUUGUGAAUAACAAGUCCUUCUGCCAGUUUGUCCACCGCCUGCCCCUACAGUCUGUGAAAAUGCUGGAGGUGAGGGGAGAUACUGUGCUGACUUCAGUGGAUACAUUUUAAGGGGCAGAAGAUCUUCCAGUGAAGAUAUCCACCCCAUUCCACUCUUCCAUAAUGUGCAGGAUCAUGGCCACUCCCAGAAGAUGCCAGGAUGUCCCCCUGCCCUCACACUUACACCAGUGAUAAUAAAAUAUUCCUGAUAUGAA